Ascochyta rabiei is the source of this 1434-nucleotide messenger RNA. RefSeq lists its product as uncharacterized. The transcript is spliced from 3 exons. The record is from RefSeq and is a predicted model, not a curated record. Lineage: Eukaryota; Fungi; Ascomycota; Dothideomycetes; Pleosporales; Didymellaceae. Gene Ontology annotation, molecular function: oxidoreductase activity; FAD binding. Bases 1 to 1434 code for a protein of 477 amino acids.
AUGGGUUCAGUCGCUGAGAGUUUCGACUACAAGUCACUGAAAGAGCUAUUGAAAGGCACGACCGCUGAGGUGCUGACACCUGAUGAUGGUCAGAAGUAUGAAGACAUCAUCCAAAGAUGGAGUGAGAGUUGCGUCAGGAGAGCUUCCGCUGUUGUAGCAGUUAGAUCGACAUCUGACAUCUCGGCGACUCUCGAGCAAAUACGCAAACACAAGCUGCCUUUCACCGUCCGAGGUGGCGGGCACUCCACCUCUGGCGCAGCAUCUAUCGAGAACGGUCUCGUGAUCGAUCUCUCCAAGAUGCGUAACGUCACUGUCAACCGAGAAGCCCGUACCAUCACUGCUGAAGGCGGCACAAUCUGGGAAGACGUCGACCUCGCCGCCGCGAAACACGGACUUGCAACUGUCGGUGGCACCGUAAACCACACCGGGGUUGGCGGCCUCACCCUUGGCGGUGGCUACGGUUAUCUCACAGGAAAGUACGGUCUCACAAUCGACAACCUACUCUCCGCCGAGAUAGUCCUCGCGUCCGGUGAGGUCCUGACUGCCUCCAAGACAGAGAACGCAGACCUAUUCUGGGCCAUUCGCGGCGCAGGACAAAACUUCGGCGUCGUAACAAACUUCACAUUCCAAGGCUACGACCAGCCCAACCCCGUCUUUGCAGGCCCGCUCGUAUUCCCCCCAACAGCUCUCCCGCAGAUUGUGGAAUUCAUGAAUAAGUUUCACGAAACGAAUGACGGGCGACAAGCACUCUUGGUCGCGUUCUCGAGCCCACCGCCCCAAAACGCUCCCGUCAUCCUCACGCAGCUCUUCCACAACGGAACAGAAGCCGAAGGCAAAGAGAUAUUCGCAGAACUCUUCGCGCUGAACCCCCUCGCGAACAUGAGCGGCAUGGUACCAUACCCUGUGCUGAACAGCCUCCUCAAUGUCUCGGCCGGCUUCGACGGACGCAAGCAGUUUGGCGGCGGCGCGUUCAAGCUGCCCCUAGACCCGUCUUUCGUCGAGGGCGUGUACAACGAGUUCCAGACGUUUGUGGAGAGCAAAGCGGAUUUCCAGAUCGCGCAGAGCAUGAUGCUAUGGGAGGUUGUUCCGUACGAGAAAGUCAUCGAGGUACGGAAUGAGGAGACGAGUUUUGCGAAUCGCGGUGAUUACUACAACGUCGCGACUGUGUUCAAGUGGUUCGAUCCCAGUCUCGACAACGAGAUGCGCAUCUUUUCGCGCUCGCUGCUCAAGAAGGCUUCCGAGACGGCGGCAGAUAGGUCAAAAGAUGGGGGCGUGGGCCAGUACGGCAACUAUGCCAGUGAGGACGUUGCGGCGAACGACAUCUUUGGCGCCAAUGUGAGGCGUCUGGAGGAUUUGAAGCAGAAGUACGAUCCAGAGAAUCUGUUCAGUCACGGCACGAAGCUCACGCCACGACCGUUGGUGGUGGUCAAUUGA